Hydatigera taeniaeformis is the source of this 876-nucleotide messenger RNA. Lineage: Eukaryota; Metazoa; Platyhelminthes; Cestoda; Cyclophyllidea; Taeniidae. The record is from the annotation of a GenBank genome assembly.
AUGCAACCCAUAGCACAUUAUGGUGCCUACGCUGCAAAGGGAUAUGAAGCCUCCGGAUCAAGGUCCAUCACUUCCUCGUCUACAGCACCACCGGACAGCCAUCAGCAGCCCACACCUAAUGCCUACGAUGCCACAAAGCUUUUGAUUGGCGCCGUUGCUGCUGCAGCUGCUGUUGGCUACUCAAGUGUUUCCAAUCCCCUCAAUUUCACAAACAUGAUUGGUACCAGCGGUACAGAUGCAGCAGCCUAUGCAAGCCGCUACCAUGCAGCCUGCCAAGCCGCAUAUCAACACCAGUACUAUGACUACCACCAGCAUUACAGUAACAAUGUCAAUCUUCAACGGCAUACUUCCGCAUUCCAAGCACCCUUCAGUUAUGGGUUCCCGCAACAAUCGCAAAAUCCCUCCACAUCUGUCAACGUCACCAAACCUGCCUCUUCGGUAACCCAGUCUUCAAAAACCUCAGCCAUAACCAAUCGGAAGACUAGGAAACGACCACCUUCAGGCACUUCAACAAAAUUUGCUGCCACUGAUGCGAAGAAAAGAGAAGACUUUGAUAAACUUGUUCGUGCUAGGACAGACAAGUUACUUUCUGAUGGACCUCUAUUUGCUCCACUCUCAGUGAACGAAGGCAUAGGAAACGCCUCGUCGACAUCAUCUUGCAAUUCUCUCACCAAUAGUACUGAAGGCGCUUCGGUAGCCGCCGCAAUCGCCUCUAGUAACGCACGACUUCUUCGAACCGUGCUUGAUGAGAAAAUCCGUAAACUCAUGACAUCUCCAUCUGUCCGUGGAGUGCUGCGGUCAAGGCAAGCAAUGGUGGGGAUGCGGAAGCGAAACAGUGAACUUUUCGCUGUACAGCUGCAUUCUGCACACAGCUAG